Molecule: messenger RNA, 960 nt
Organism: Brugia pahangi
Lineage: Eukaryota; Metazoa; Nematoda; Chromadorea; Rhabditida; Onchocercidae
Source: the annotation of a GenBank genome assembly
AUGAAUGCACAGUAUUCACUUUGCAGUGGUCACUCAAAUUCCAGUGGUAACUCAAACAACACGUCCGGAGAUAAUGACAUAAAUAAUAGCAGUGCAAAUAAUAAUGGAAGGCAUAAGAAAGGAGUACGAUUUGAAAAUGUGAAAAUCUACCUUUUCGAGAGAACACAGGGAUUUGAUGUUGUUCCGUCGUCUGGUGGCUUUGCACUUGGAAUGCAAAAGAAGCAUUUUGAUAUACGUGAAGUUGCACUCCACAGUAAAAUGGCCAAUGAUAACAUAACUAAGUCUCAAGAUAACAAAUUGCCUACAAAAAAUUUGGUUGAGCAAGUAUGCACGGUGUCAGCUAGACGUAAACGAAAGUAUUGUAAUGCUUUGGACGAAAACUCUGUAGUGACAAAGCGGCUAAGAAUUAGUGAUGGAUCAAUGGAUCAAACGAAGGCGAUUACAAACGACUACAAAUUAUCGAAAGAAAAAGCGACUGCAAAUGAAGAUAACGAAGAGUCAAAGAUAUCUGAAAGGACAUCUUCAACAGAUAUGCCAAAAUGUGUGACAAAAUAUAACGCAGAAGAAGAAGGCGAAAAAGAUAAUAUUUACAUAGUAAAGAAAUAUUUUCGUCCACUUAGUCGAAGAAUUAGAUUACUCAAAUUGAGACGUGCAGGGUUUAAAAAAUUUGUGAAGGAUGACCAAAUGAUCUGUAAUGUUAUACGAGAAAGUCGAAAACAAUGUGGUUGUUCAUGUGGUACCUUACCGUGUUCACCCGAGACUUGCGAGUGUUCUAGAAAUGGUAUCGAAUGCUUGGUAGAUCGACCUUCAUUCCCCUGUGCUUGUACAGCUGCAAGUUGCAAUAAUCCUUUUGGUCGUCGAGAAUUCGACGAAACACUUGUUCACGCACAUUUCCAUUCAACUAUUAUGCGUACACAAGCAGCUCAAAAACUUAUGCAACCAAAUACAGUUGAUAUAUAA